GGCUUUUCGUUCAUUCGCUUGUGACAUCGGCAUCGGCGAGAAGUUCAGGUCGAAUGUAGACGAGAGGUGUUAUCCGCCGACAUUAGAGGAAUCCUGCGUUAAAUAAAGUUUCAUCAAGAUGAAUUCGGGUAUGCCCGAGCUGGGCAGUAAAAUCAGCUUAAUAUCGAAAGCUGAUAUUCGUUAUGAAGGCCGUCUAUUUACCGUGGACCCCCAGGAAUGUACUAUUGCGCUGGCUAGCGUUCGCUCCUUUGGAACUGAGGAAAGAGAGACGAAGUACCCAGUUCCUGCUCAGAAUCAGGUCUACGAUUAUAUCCUCUUCAGAGGAUCAGACAUUAAGGACAUCAGAGUAGUGAAUACUCAGCCUCUCAAUGAUCCUGCCAUCGUCCAGCUUUCAGUUCCACCAAGCCUUGGUGGUUCAGCCAACUUCCCUGGUCAACCCUUCCCUCAUCCUGUACUGGGACACAUCGGGGGACCUGGACCACUUGGUCCCUACCCUCAGUCAAUGGGACCCAUGGGCGAUCUCAUCAGUGGCUCACGCUCAUCAACACCAGGGUUACUUGCACGCAAGUCUCCGACCAUGGAUGCUGGUGUUCAGUGCUCGCAGCCUAAGGAGGACAAGAAACCUCAGAACCGUGCUGUGCAACCACCCAACAGAGAUGGAAGGCCCAACCAAAACCGUGACAGGCGAGGUGGUGAUUAUGAGCAGAGGCCUCAGUUCCGGAAUUACAGGGAUCCCCAGCAACAGCAUAGGGAGCAGAAUGAUUACCAUGAUAGAAAUCAGAGAGGCCAGCAGAACCGUGGCGGCGGGGGUUGGGUGAACAACAGGGGGAUGGUUCGCACGAGAGGGCGUGGUCGAGGCGGGCCAAACCAGAACUUCCAGCGAGCCCCUGGACAACAGACUCAGCAGCAACAAGGACAGCAGCAGCAAUCUGCAGCUGGCAAUAAUGCACAGGCCCAGAAGAAAACUUUGAAGUUCGAGGGAGAUUAUGACUUUGAACAGGCCAAUACCCAAUUUGAAGAGCUGCGCAGCAAACUGGCAAAGGCCAAACUGGAUGCUGACCAGGCCCAGAUCAAGGUGAAUGGAGAAGCUAGUAGUGAGAAGAAAGACGAUUCUGGUAAUGAAACUGGUGUGGAAAUCACUGAACCAGAAGAAGAAAAUGAUACUUUCUAUGAUAAGGCCAAGUCCUUCUUUGAUAAUAUCAGCUGUGAAGCUGUGGAGCGGAGUAAAGGACGUUCCCAACGGACUGACUGGAGGGUUGAGCGGAAACUUAACUCUGAGACCUUUGGUGUUGCUUCUGCGAGGCGCGGAGCGUACCGAGGCAGAGGCUACUACCGCGGUGGUAUGGGAGGUGGCCAAUACCGAGGGGGCUACCGUGGAAACUACAGAGGAAACAGGGGCGGUUAUAACCAACGAUCAAACCAAGGAAAUCCUAACUCAACGCCUGCCAAUGUACAACCCCAACCUGCAGGGAAGUAAGACCUUCAAGUGCACCCAGGACUGCUUACUAGGAUUUUUUUUCUUAAUUUGCCGGUGGCAUAUCAAGAGGAAACGGGGCCAAGGAUGUUUUUAUUUGCGUAUUUGACUGACAUUUUCCGUGCACUUGAUGAAGUAAGCAGGAUUGACAACAAGUGGAAUGAAUUGAAUUGUAUCCAAUCAUGGAAGAGUAGGGCGGUGCAAGUGGAGAAGUGAGGUUGGUCCUCUAAUGUCGGCUCCUUUGAGUUUUUUAGUUUGAGAUAUUCCUCUUAUUUAUGGGUCUAAGCAGUCAACCUGGGUGUCAGUACGUAAUGUAUUACAAAAUGGUAAAAUUCGAGGGUCUCAGGUACAGUAGACUGUCCAGGCUUGUGGAAAGAUCUGAAGAUUCAUGUAUAUUGGUGUGAUUUGUGCCUGACAAAAAUUUCAUUGAAGCGUCUCAUUCAAAAGUUGUUGAUGUCGUUUAUGUACCUGUUGGCAUGGUAUUUAAUUUUUUGUCCUUGCCUAUCUGUUAGCAACUGCCUACCUGCACUUUAAUCAAUAUUUGUAUUUAAAGACUUUAGGUAGGGCAAUUCUGUAUGUAAACCUGUCAUUCUAGAAUCCCUGUACAGAUCAAAUUUAUUUAGGCCAAAGACGUUGUGCUUGAUGUGAGUUAGAGGGAGAAUUUUAUGUUUUUGUUAACAAAUGGAAGUUUUUUAAGACCACCAGACAGGAACUAUAUGAAAUUGGAAAUAGCUGUUGGAAUGUAUGAAGACUACAUUUUUGCUUGUAGAUGCAAGGAAUGUUUCAUGUAGAUAUAUUUUGUUAUUUUUUUAUGUGCAUCAUGGUUUUUGUGACACCCAAGUGGUGACAAUCGGAAUGGAAUGGUUUCAUUUUUUUUGAUUAAUUUAUGCCAGUCAGCAUGUCGAACCGUGAUGGCUAGACGCACAGUGUGAUACUUAAACGAACUAUUGUAAUUGUAGAUUUUGCUAUAGACUGGCACUUGGCUCAUCUUUAGUUCAUUAAACAUAUUAGCAUGAAAGACUAAAUAAAAGAACAAUUGUCAUUACAUGUAAUGCUUGUUUAAUCCCUUCCAUGUUUCUUAGCUCUAACUUUCAUUUGUAACUGUCAUUCACUCAAAAUUUGUGACUGAUCUCUAAUUGUCAGUGGGAAUUAGAAUUAAUCAAAGUGCUGUCUUACCUGUCCUUUUUAUUGUAGAUCAGAUUAUUGAUGGAAUAUUGUAAACUUUGGACUAGAAAUUGUGCAUAUGGAAGUUUAGUAUCUCUUUUUUUAGAUAUAGUAUAUCUUGAGCAUGUGCUUGUACAUCUCAAGUCUUAUUUUCAUAUCGACUUCGACUUUCUGGAUCAGUUUGACUGAAAUGUGCCACAUGUAUGUGUUACCUUAUGAUUUUCUAAUGCAUUGUGAAGGUCUUGAAUAUUUGUGGGAGGGAAUAAUGAAAUGAAGGUUUAUAUUGUGAAGUUACAAGGUCGAGAUCUAGUGUUAAUUAUGAAUUUGUGGUCUUUCUGUUUUAGCAGGAAUAAUCCAUACUUGCACUUGUGCCUAGACAACGUGCAAAUAUUGCCUGCAAUUAGUUGGCUGCUUUUUUUAUGCUGUAAUUGGCAGGAGUCAGGAGUGGUGGAUGUAAUUCUGCUAAAUUUUAAUGUUUAUUAGCCUUCUGACCUCAACUAUUUUUGGGCUGUGGUGUGUGGAAUGUACGCUCUUGAAAUGACAUGCCCUAGCUCUGGUACAAGAGUUAACUUGCAUUCAUGUGACGGAGUAUUGUUCAGCUGAUAAAUUGUGGGCAAAGGAAGGUGAUCUCAUUGUCAGCUAUUUUUGGAGAAUUGUUAAUUCAAGGUUUUGAGCCUGUCCGCGUUGAAGUUUGUGCUAUUUGGCGUAUUAUGAAGUUGAACUUGGAGCACUCAUAAGUCUACCUCGCAUAUGGCACAUUAGCACUGGGAUUUCCAAUCAAGUAUUGUACCUCUUAUCUGUCCAUGUAGUGCUGUCAUUUAGGUAAUGCUGGAGUCCACUUGUUGGGCAUAUGUGUUGAUCAAUCAACGACGUUAUCUGAUUAAGAUGAUGUCACAUUUCGGCCAUCAAUAAAGAAAUUGUCUGAAUCAAAAA
This is a messenger RNA of Frankliniella occidentalis (western flower thrips), 3571 nucleotides long. It is a transcript of the gene tral, whose product is annotated as protein LSM14 homolog B-B. Gene Ontology annotation, cellular component: P-body. The transcript is spliced from 8 exons. The record is from RefSeq and is a predicted model, not a curated record. Gene Ontology annotation, molecular function: mRNA binding. Bases 119 to 1477 code for a protein of 452 amino acids. NCBI's taxonomy places the organism in Eukaryota, Metazoa, Arthropoda, Insecta, Thysanoptera, Thripidae. Gene Ontology annotation, biological process: P-body assembly; cytoplasmic stress granule assembly.